Messenger RNA from Zea mays, 2302 nucleotides. RefSeq lists its product as uncharacterized. Gene Ontology annotation, biological process: protein folding in endoplasmic reticulum. Lineage: Eukaryota; Viridiplantae; Streptophyta; Magnoliopsida; Poales; Poaceae. The coding region runs from base 339 to 2180 and encodes 613 amino acids. The record is from RefSeq and is a predicted model, not a curated record. Gene Ontology annotation, cellular component: membrane; cytoplasm. The transcript has 4 exons.
GCGCGAGUGCGCUACGAUUCACACUGCCAACGUGAAGAAGACGAAGCAGACAAGAUCUCGCGCGGAAGAGCGCAAAAGCCAUAAACGCCUCCCUCUUCGUCCCCUCCUGAUGGAGCUCUGGCCGUUUCAAAACCCCCUACCCCCUGCCCGGUGCCACGCGGCCGCGUCCCCGCAGCCUCAGCCCCCGGCCCGCGUCGCCUCGCGCCGGACGCCGCGCUGCUUCUGAUUUCCGACCGUUCCUACUCGGUGUCGGCCGGAUUCCCUAGUCCUUGUCGUACGGGAGGGUGCGGUUUCCUGGCGCGGAUGUAAGUGAAGGCCGUGGCAGGGGCAGGGAAGGAAUGCAGAGGUCGCGGCGAGCCCUUCUGCGGAGGACGGCGGCAGCCCAGGAGCAGAGCGCUGUGGCGGAGGCUGCCGCUAACGGAAGGAGGAGGCGUUUGUACGGCUUCUCCGCCUCCCUCGUCGUCGCCUCGUGGGUCGCCGUGCUCCUCCUCCACUCCCUCGUCGGACACGGCGACGGUCAACGAGAUGGAGGAGGCUCUACUGUAGAUCUUACUGUUGUAGAGCCUACUGUAAAUGUUGGUCCUAUUAAUCCGGUUGUACAGGAAGAGCAUGGAGGUGAUUUGGAGAUGCCAGGUGAUAGCUGUGUUAAUUCUGACGAAAACGCUGUGCUUUCAGAGGAUACACUGGUGCAAGCAGAUCAAUUGUGUUCCAGUGAUGAGGUGCAGAAUGAGAACACAGAAGCUGUAACCAUAGACAGUCAGGUUGAGCUUUCAGGAGAUCAGGGUGGGUAUCUUCCUCAGUCGGGUGUUGAUUCUGGAGUUCAACCAGGGGAGAAGGUAGAGAGUAAAGAUUUGCCUAGACCACCGAGACUAUCACGGGUUGCUCCUCCUGAUCUCGAUGAAUUCAAGACAAGAGCAAUUGCUGAAAGGGGACCUGGUAUUUCUAGUCAACCUGGUAAUAUCAUCCACCGAAGGGAGCCUAGUGGGAAGUUGUAUAAUUAUGCUGCAGCUUCUAAAGGGGCCAAGGUUCUGGAUUUCAAUAAGGAGGCUAAGGGUGCUUCCAACAUCUUAGAUAAAGACAAAGACAAGUACCUCCGCAAUCCUUGCUCAGCAGAGGGGAAGUUUGUCAUCAUAGAGCUUUCUGAAGAAACCUUAGUAGAUACAAUCGCAAUUGCAAAUUUUGAGCAUUAUUCUUCUAAUCCAAAAGAAUUUGAACUGCUGAGCAGUCUGACAUAUCCCACAGAAAACUGGGAAACUCUUGGAAGAUUCACUGCCGCGAAUGCAAAACUUGCUCAAAAUUUCACUUUUCUUGAACCAAAGUGGGCUAGAUAUUUGAAACUGAACUUGGUAAGCCAUUAUGGUUCUGAGUUCUACUGUACUCUCAGUGUGCUUGAAGUGUAUGGAAUGGAUGCUGUAGAAAAGAUGCUUGAAAACUUGAUUCCAGUUGAGAAUAAGAAAACGGAACCUGAUGACAAGACUAAGGAACCCAUUGAGAAAAUUUAUUUGAAAGAUCCUGCUGGAGGAAAAGAAUUCUCACAGGAAACCCUUGAUGAAGAUGAAUUUGAACUAGAAGAUGAUAAACCAAACGGUGAUUCAUUGAAGAAUGGUGCUAAUGAUCCAGUUUCAGAGGCAAGGACACUUCAGGCUGGCAGGAUUCCUGGAGAUACAGUUCUUAAGGUGCUAAUGCAGAAAGUUCAAUCUCUUGAUGUGAGCUUCUCUGUUUUGGAGAGGUACCUAGUGGAGUUGAACAGCAGAUAUGGGCAAAUCUUUAAGGAUUUCGAUGCCGAUAUUGAUAGCAAAGAUGUCUUGUUAGAGAAGAUCCAAUCAGAGCUGAAGAAUCUUGAGAGCAGCAAAGAUAACAUUAUGAAUGAAGUUGAUGGAUUCCUCUCAUGGAAGUUAGUUGCUUCCUCGCAACUAAACCAGCUGGUCCUGGAUAAUGCUCUACUCAGAUUGGAAUUUGAAAUAUUUCGGCAAAAACAGACUGACAUGGAGAACAGGAGUCUUGCUGUUAUAUUUCUCAGUUUUGUUUUCGCUUGCUUAGCUCUUGCUAAGCUGUCUAUAGGCAUCAUGUCCAGAUUUUGUAGAUUCUAUAACUUUGAAAAGUUCCAUAAUGUAAGAUCCGGGUGGCUUGUGUUGCUGCUUAGCAGUUGCGUCAUAUCCACCAUUUUGAUAAUACAGUAAUAGAAGCAUUCAACCUCACAUGGUCACGCCUGUACAUCCUAGUUACAUGAGAUUUCUGAUGCAAAAUGAACUAUACACCUCUUUCAGAUCUUAUGCAAUUUUACAGUGCAGUUGUUUCGCUC